Messenger RNA from Ceratosolen solmsi marchali, 797 nucleotides. RefSeq names its product DNA-directed RNA polymerases I, II, and III subunit Rpb5 (gene Rpb5). Gene Ontology annotation, cellular component: RNA polymerase I complex; RNA polymerase III complex; RNA polymerase II, core complex. The transcript has 2 exons. The record is from RefSeq and is a predicted model, not a curated record. Bases 142 to 774 code for a protein of 210 amino acids. Gene Ontology annotation, molecular function: DNA binding. NCBI's taxonomy places the organism in Eukaryota, Metazoa, Arthropoda, Insecta, Hymenoptera, Agaonidae. Gene Ontology annotation, biological process: transcription elongation by RNA polymerase I; tRNA transcription by RNA polymerase III; transcription by RNA polymerase II.
CUUUGUCUGAAAUAAUUUGAGGUUAUGUCACCUUGUGUACAUUUAUCUGUGCAUGCAAAAAUUGGCGCUUAAAAGACAAAAUUUUUAAUAGAGAUACAUUUAAAUAUCUUACAAAGUAAUUUAGAUAAUUUCAUUUGAAAGAUGGAUGAUGAAGCAGAAACGUACAAACUUUGGCGGAUCCGCAAAACGGUGAUGCAACUCUGUCACGAUCGAGGUUAUCUUGUUACCCAGGAUGAAUUGGAUCAAACGCUUGAGCAAUUCAAAGAACAGUUCGGGGAUAAACCUAGUGAAAAACGACCAGCGAGAAGCGACUUAAUCGUAUUAGUGGCUCAUAAUGAUGAUCCCACAGAUCAGUUAUUCGUUUUCUUUCCAGAUGAGCCCAAAAUUGGUAUUAAAACCAUUAAAACUUACUGUCAGCGAAUGCAAGAAGAAAAGAUUCAUAGGGCUAUUAUUGUUGUACAAUCAGGUAUGACCCCAUCAGCAAAACAAUCAUUGGUUGAUAUGGCACCAAAGUACAUUCUAGAACAGUUUUUGGAAUCUGAAUUGUUAAUUAAUAUCACGGAGCACGAAUUAGUACCUGAACAUAUUGUUCUCACUCCUGAUGAAAAGGAGGAACUUCUAACUAGAUAUAAGCUCAAAGAAAAUCAACUUAUGCGUAUACAAGCCAAUGAUCCAGUUGCCAGAUAUUUUGGAUUAAAAAGAGGACAAGUUGUUAAAAUUAUUAGACCUUCCGAAACUGCUGGACGUUAUAUUUCUUAUAGACUAGUGUGUUGAGUGAUAAUUGUUUUUAUUUUGAA